AUGCAGCCUCAGCAGCAGCAACAUCAGCACAGGUCGGCCAUGAGGAGGGAGGAUCGGAGAGCGGGCGAGAUGCCUGCCCAUCGGACGGAAAGGGCAGGCGAGGCGGAUACCCGGAGAGCGGCUGAGCUGCCACCCCGCCGGACGGAGAGAGCGGGUGAGGCAGAUAUCCGGAGAGCAGCAGAGUUACCACCACGCCCGAUAGAAGCCGCUCGGCGAGCGGCUGAGAAGCCUGCCCAUCGGACCGAGAGGGCGGGUGAGGCGGACACCCGGAGAGCGGCAGAGUUGCCACCCCGCCGGACAGAGAGGAAGAAGAGCUUGGAGAGCCUCCUCGACGCCCCGGAAGUGCGGGGGAAGCGCAGCGGCCCUGUGCCGGCCAGCGAGAAGGUGACCAACUUCCCCGGCCAAGGCCUCGAGUUCAAGAACCUGUCCUACAGCGUCAUAAAGAAGCAGAAGAAAGAUGGGGUCAAGAUCAAGAAGGAGGUGUACCUGCUCAAUGACAUAUCCGGGCAGGCUCUCCGAGGUCAGGUCACCGCCAUCCUCGGACCCAGCGGUGCUGGCAAGUCCACUUUCCUCGACGCCAUUGCUGGAAGGAUCGCCAAGGGGAGUCUCGAGGGAUCCGUCAGCAUCGACGGACGACCUGUCACCACCAGCUACAUGAAGCAGAUUUCCUCUUACGUCAUGCAAGAUGAUCAGCUGUUUCCCAUGCUUACGGUGCUGGAGACACUUACAUUUGCAGCUGAAGUCAGGCUCCCACCAUCCCUAUCCAGGGCUGAGAAGCUGCAGAGGGUAUGGGAACUCAUUGAGCAGCUCGGUUUGCAGACAACAGCUCACACAUACAUUGGGGAUGAAGGCGUAAGAGGGGUCUCUGGCGGGGAACGCCGCAGAGUGUCAAUUGGUACAGACAUCAUCCAUAAACCAUCCCUGCUAUUUCUCGACGAACCAACCUCUGGCCUCGACUCCACUAGUGCAUACAGUGUGGUGGAGAAGGUGAAGGAUAUUGCAAAAGGAGGAAGCAUUGUGCUCAUGACAAUUCAUCAACCGUCUUUCAGGAUACAGAUGCUUCUUGACAGAAUUGUCAUCCUUGCAAGGGGAAGAUUGAUCUAUCUAGGCAACCCAGUCACACUUCCCACAUACCUUGCUGGAUUUGGUCGACCAGUACCUGAUGGUGAGAACAGCAUGGAAUACCUACUGGAUGUCAUCAAGGAGUAUGAUGAAUCAACACUUGGACUUGAGCCUUUGGUUGCUUACCAGAGGGAUGGCAGCAAACCCAAUGAAGCUGCAAAGACUCCGGUACCAAGAACACCAAGAACACCAUAUCAGAAGUCAGUGCAGUUCCGACAAAUCCAGCUCAAAAGCAACAACCACUUUUCACUUGCAAGCGCAACACCUCAUGCUAACCCCUUCUCGAACUUUGAGUCGUACAAUAUUGAUGAUGAGGAGGGUGAUUUUGACAAUUCUCUUGAAAGAAAAACACGAACACCGCUGCAUAAUAUAACCUCAGGCUACCAUCCAAGAUUAGCUUCAGACUUCUACAAGGAUUUCUCCGUCUGGGUUUACAAUGGGGUCGCGGGGACACCACAACGGAGGCCUACUUGGACUCCAGCUCGAACGCCAUCAAGGACCCCAGUUCCAAGCUACCCACCAAGCCGUGUGACUACGCCACACAGGUCAAUUCCCCCAUCUCCCCAAGAACCAGUGUUCAAGAUAGAAGAGCCAACCUAUCAGGAGUACGAGAUCGCUAUUGAGCCACUAGAUGCACCGGAGGACGGGCCCAAGUUCGCAAAUCCUUGGCUCAGGGAAGUCAUCGUACUAUCUUGGCGUACCGCACUAAAUGUUGUGCGCACACCAGAGCUGUUCCUCUCACGUGAGAUCGUUCUCACAGUCAUGGCACUCAUCCUUUCAACACUGUUCCAUCGCCUCAGUGCUUCUGAUUUCCUAACAAUCAACCGCAUCCUGAACUUCUACAUCUUUGCAGUUUGCCUUGUCUUCUUCUCCUCAAAUGAUGCAGUUCCAACAUUCAUCCAGGAGCGCUUCAUCUUCAUCCGUGAGAGGUCCCACAAUGCAUACCGUGCUUCAUCAUAUGUGAUCUCCUCCCUUAUUGUCUAUCUCCCGUUCUUCGCCAUUCAGGGCUUCACCUUUGCAGUGAUCACAAAGUUCAUGCUCCAUCUGAAUAGCAGUUUGCUUUACUUCUGGAUCAUCCUCUUUGCAUCGCUCAUAACCACAAAUGCGUAUGUCAUGCUGGUGAGUGCACUUGUUCCGAGCUACAUCACUGGCUAUGCCGUCGUGAUUGCGACAACAGCCCUCUUCUUCCUCACUUGUGGGUUCUUCUUGAAACGAUCAAAGAUCCCUAUUGUCUGGCGUUGGCUUCACUACAUCUCUGCAAUCAAGUAUCCAUUUGAGGCAUUGCUUGUGAACGAGUUCAAAGGAGGCCACUGCUAUUUUGGCCAAGCUAAUGAGCUGUCACCGGGACCUCUGGGACAAAUCAAGGACAGUGACCUUUUCACAGAACUGCACUUAAACAGAACAAUAUGCCCCCUGAUAGGCCAGGAUGUGCUCACAACCAUGGAUAUCACAAUGGACAGCAUCUGGGUAGAUGUUGCAAUCCUCCUUGCCUGGGGUGUGCUCUAUCGACUCUUCUUCUACGUGGUCCUGAGAUUCUACUCCAAGAACGAGAGGAAAUAA
Lolium rigidum is the source of this 2682-nucleotide messenger RNA. Its product is annotated as ABC transporter G family member STR-like. The transcript is spliced from 4 exons. Gene Ontology annotation, cellular component: membrane. Lineage: Eukaryota; Viridiplantae; Streptophyta; Magnoliopsida; Poales; Poaceae. Gene Ontology annotation, molecular function: ATP binding; ATP hydrolysis activity; ABC-type transporter activity. Bases 1 to 2682 code for a protein of 893 amino acids. The record is from RefSeq and is a predicted model, not a curated record.